UUCUCAUUCAGCGGCGCAGGAAGGAAACGAGAGAAUGGUAAAACGAAUGAAUAACCUUCCAGAAGAAAUAAUCGAGAAAAUACUGUACAAAUUGCCAGUCAAAUCCUUGUUGAGAUUCAAGUGUGUAUCGAAAGGGUGGUGUUCUCUGAUCUCCAGCAAAUAUUUUGCGCAAGAGCAUCUGAAGGAGAAAUCAGGUACUGAUUCAGAUUUGAGCCAUCAUUAUCUACUCUUCAGCGAUUAUAUUAACCAACAGAGUAUCGGGUCAUGUUCUCUCCGGUCUAUAUUUGAUGAACCGGACAACCGUCUCGGUCCAUGUUUCCUUCGGUCUUUUUAUGAUGAUGGUGAUGGUGAUGGUGAUGGUGAUGAACCAAACAUCUUGGGGUCAUCUUAUCUUCGGCCUUUAGCAAAUGAUUUUAAUCCAAUCGAAACUUUCGAUUUCGACAUUCAGAUAGUGGGAUCAUGUAAUGGGCUAAUACUCAUCUCCAUGAAUUGGGAUGAGAAAUUGUUUAUAUGGAAUCCUGCAACUAGACAAACCAAUAGAAUUAUUGCUCCCUCUUUGCCCGAGCAAGGAAGACUUUAUUUGCCGAUUUGGGAUGAUAUAAUACUCGGGUUUGGAUACAACGAGUCUACCGAUGACUACAAUGUUGUCGCCAUCCUCAUCUACUUUUAUCCCCACCAGACACAGAUGUACAGCUCCAAAACUGGUUCUUGGAAGGAAAUCGAAUCCCCGGACAAGAAUAUACCGUUCGACUUUGGUUCCGGCAAGUUUGUCAACGGACGGUUACAUUGGAUUGUGGAAGGGGACAUUGUGCAUGGUUGGGAUAUUGUUUCUUUUGAUUUGGUAAGUGAGAAAUAUGAAGUUGUUGCUGGACCAGAAUGCUUGUCUGUUCGUAUUCAUACUCGACCGGUUGUGAAAGAUUUGGGAGGCUAUCUAAGUUUGAUUUGGUCGAGUGCCAAAUUUGAUGUACAUGUAUGGGUUAUGACGAAAUAUGGCGUCUCUCAAUCUUGGACUAGGAUUUGGAAAAUUGAUGAUUUCUCUGAUCUCCAAGGUUGGAUUCCUCGUGCAAUGCCGUUAUGUUUGCUGAAGAAUGGAGAUAUGGCGGUAUCUUUAGGACAGGAUGUACUCGUUUGUAAUGGACGAGAUAAGUUGCGAAAGUCUCGAGUUCAUAUUCUUGACUCAAAAGUUGAUUCCAUUAUCUAUUUUGAAAGCUUAGUAUCACCAUUUGGUGAGAGGUGAUUGAAGAGCAUAGUCAAGAUCUAUGUCUUGUAUCAUCUAUAACUUUACUAUUAUGUUAUUUUUCUUUUUUCAGUUCAGAAAUAUUGAUUUUGAGUUUUGGAUAUUUAUUCCCUUUUUUUUUUGUAUUGUCUUGUUUUGAGUUUUGGACAUAUUUAGUGUUUCUUGAGCUUUUCUCUCUGAAGUCAAUUCGGCUACUCGGGCUUGUAUUUGAUGUUUUAGAAUUGCUCGAAAACUCCUCUUGAGUGUUUUUUAAUUUUCUUCAUUAGCU
This is a messenger RNA of Erythranthe guttata (spotted monkey flower), 1505 nucleotides long. The record is from RefSeq and is a predicted model, not a curated record. Lineage: Eukaryota; Viridiplantae; Streptophyta; Magnoliopsida; Lamiales; Phrymaceae.